Morchella sextelata is the source of this 2472-nucleotide messenger RNA. RefSeq lists its product as uncharacterized. Gene Ontology annotation, biological process: DNA transposition; DNA integration. Bases 1 to 2472 code for a protein of 823 amino acids. Gene Ontology annotation, molecular function: DNA binding. NCBI's taxonomy places the organism in Eukaryota, Fungi, Ascomycota, Pezizomycetes, Pezizales, Morchellaceae. The record is from RefSeq and is a predicted model, not a curated record. The transcript is spliced from 9 exons.
AUGCCUUUUGUCCCACGAGGGAAGACUACUCCCAUGGGGAAAAAGGGUCAAAUUAUUGCCCUGUUCUCACUUACAGGAGUACGAAGAAUGACACUAUCUCAGAUAUCAGCGAAUUCGCAGGUGAAUCUAUCUACCUGCUGGAAGAUAAUCAAUGAGGCGAGGAGGAGAUCACAAGAGAAUGGAAUUGCGGAUCUCUGUGCAGAUGAAAACAUUUUACCCAAACCUAAUGCCGAUAGAGGGUGCAAUGCAGUGGUUACUGCCGAGGAAAAACAGGCCUUGAUUACUCUCACUUUAUCGGGUUAUACCCAUUGUCAAAUGUCCUAUGCUGAGCUAGCACGAGCAGCUGGUUUAGAUAUCAGUAUUCAAACUGUUAGAAAAAUACUGGCUGAGGACGGAAUACACAGACGGAAACCUACAGAAAAACCCUUCCUAAAGGACGAGAACAAAGCGACGCGUCUUGAAUUCUGUCAUCGCUAUCGAGAUCAGGAUUGGAGGGUAGUUGUUUUUACAGAUGAGUCUUAUUUUGAGACUGGUGAUCUACGAAGGAGGCACACAAAGGGUGUUCUACGACGCGUUGGGGAAGCGUACAUUUCUCGGAAUAUCAAUCGCAAAUUCGGUACUGGAGCAACUAUUAUGUUCUGGGGAGCUAUUCUCUAUGACCAUAAUGGUAAUCAACUCCCGUAUCAUCUGUAUAAAACACCUUACGAAACAUCAGAGGAACGAAAGCGGGCGGAUCUACAACUACAGGAGGAAUAUGAGCAAGAAUUGAGAGAAGAGGCAUUUCAUUUGGCCAACGGCGACUGGUUAGCUCAAGACCCUGAGCUAAAAGUACCAGCAGCCCUUGUGACUGCAACACCUUUCGAGAACCAUGGAAGCUCCACAACAGCUCCCACCGUCACUAUAAAAAAUGGUACCAUCGCAGGCAACUACCUACCCUCCUUUGGCAUUGAUGAAUUCUUCAGCAUCCCUUUCGCCGCGCCUCCUGUUGGUAACCUCCGUUUCAGACAUCCCCAGCCUCCGAGCAAAUGGAACGGGACGCUCGAUGCCACGGAACAUGGGCCAUCAUGCCCCGGCUUUGGACCGUUUUCCGAAGGACGGUCGUUAGAUGAGGACUGCUUGACCUUAGAUGUUGUCAGGCCGUCUGGCGGGGGAAAGGGAUUGCCAGUUAUGGUCUGGAUUUAUGGAGGAGGGUUCUCGGGAGGAGCGUCAGCGGACCCAAGAUAUAAUCUAUCGUAUAUCGUUAAUGCGAGUGUGGCCAUCAAAAAACCUGUUAUUGCCAUUGGUAUCAAUUACCGGCUGAUAGGUUUUGGGUUUUUGGCUGGACAGGAUGUUUUCAAUUCUGGAAACUCGAAUGCUGGCUUGUUUGAUCAACGACAGGCACUAAGAUGGAUUAGAGAAAAUGUGGGGGCUUUUGGUGGAGAUAAAGAUAAGGUUACCAUUUGGGGCGAGUCAGCGGGGGCGCAUUCGGUAGGGUACCAUCUACUUGCAAAUAAUGGAGAUAAUGAGGGGCUGUUUCGGGCAGCAAUCCUGCAGAGUGGAUCGUCAUUGGGACCCACUUUGAAUUCAUUGGGGCACUUUGAUGAGAUAUAUAAAUCUGUUGUAGAUGUACUUGGUUGUACAGAUACCUCCGAUCGUCUCCAGUGCCUACGGGAAGCCCCUUACGAGCAAUUAUUUGAUGCACUACAGCAACAAUUAUACACGUGGACACCAGUAGUUGAUGGUGAUUUUAUUCCGGGAUGGCCGUCAGAUCGUAUUGCAGCUGGAGAGUUUGCGAAUGUGACUCUUUUGAUUGGUGCAAACACUGAUGAGGGAACUGCAACGUUCUAUGGCCCUAGAAAUAUCAUUAAUACCACAGAGGACCUUAGAAACUAUCUUUUGAAUGGGUCACUCCCGGCCACAACUCCUUCUUCGGUGGAAAGACUCCUGGAAUUGUAUCCAGACGACCCCGUUCUCGGAUGUCCCUUUAAUACUGGGUCUGAGAGAUUCGCGGACCAAGGAUACCAGUAUAAAAGAUCAGCUGCUAUAGUUGGGGAUUACGCCGUGGAUGCGGGUAGGAGACAAACAUGCGAGGCUUUCGCGAACAGAGGGAACAAAGUUUAUUCGUACAGGUUUGACCAAUCACCAUGGAAUGGUAAAUUGAAAGACAUCACAGAGGUGGCUCCCGUGUAUUCAACCCAUUAUGCGGAGAUCGGCUUUGUCUUUAACAAUCCUAGUACAACCAUAUCGACAUAUGUGGGGCCAGAUCCGGCGGUGAAUGCAUUAUCGCGCUUGAUCUCGAGGAGUUGGAUAAGUUUUGCUCAUGAUCUAGACCCAAACAACCAUGGAAUUGAAGGUGCCACAAAAUGGCCUGAAUAUAAUUAUUCGGCGUCGAAUAUAGUUUUUAAUUCGAAUAGAACUUAUGUGGAGAAGGAUGAUUAUAGAAAAGAACAACUAAAGUUUUGGGGAACGAUCUGGCAUGAGGUGGGAUGCUGA